AGACUUACUUCUCGCCGACGGUUCUAGCAGCGAUUGACUGGUUGAGGCUCUUGAUUGAACUAUACUCUCCAUCUCAUACGUCUUAGAUUUACUUCAAUUUGCCAUUGUCGAGUUGGCUUUCGUAUUUGUGAACGUUGUUUACUCCAGGUACCGUUCCUUUGUUAUUUUAGACAUUCUCCGCAUUCAUUCCCCAAGCCCUGUCGUCAUUGACGCCGUUCAUCCCUGCCCGCCUCUUUCCGAAUCUGUUGGCCCCCAGCCGGGUUCGUUAGCUCUUGUCCCAGUAUCGGCUGAAGCCAAUCAAGAGAAGGGCCGACUUCAUUUUAGAUCUUCUAGACCCCUCAUGGGGGCAAUAGAGUUGGCUUACAUAGAAUGAAUAUUUCGUAUUUAUGGCAUGCCUUUCCUAUCGAUGUCGAUCCUGCCUUAACGACUAAUCCGGCGUUGCCAAUCCUACACACGAUGUUGUCGACAUUACUAUAUGUCUUAGCCGGCCUAGCUGGCGGCACCGCUGCUCAGUCUAUCAUCACCGAUGACACCUAUUUCUACGGCCAAUCACCGCCUGUAUACCCGUCACCCAAUGGCACGGGCUCCGGAGACUGGGCUGAUUCUUACUCUAAGGCCCGAGCUCUCGUAGCCAAGUUGACCUUGGAAGAGAAGGUCAACCUUACGGGAGGUAUUGUAGCAGAUAGCUUGUGCUCCGGCAUCAUUCCUCCUAUUGAGAGAGUCGGCUUCACUGGCCUUUGUCUUAGCGACGCUGGCAAUGGAGUACGUACUACCGACUUCGCAUCGAGUUGGGCUGCCGGUAUCUCUGUUGGCGCCAGCUGGAACCGAGACCUAGCUAGCAAGAGGGCCGUCGGGAUGGCGAAAGAAUUCCGUGCCAAAGGUGUUCAUAUGGCUCUAGGACCGGUGGUAGGACCUUUGGGCCGCAUUACUGUUAGUGGAAGAAACUGGGAAGGCUUCUCAAAUGAUCCCUAUCUGUGUGGAGCUCUAGCAGCCGACACCAUCAAAGGUAUUCAAUCCGUGGGAGUAUCAACGAGCACCAAGCAUUUCAUCGGCAAUGAGCAAGAGACAAACCGAGUCCCGGAAGGAAAUGUCUCGUCAGUGUCUUCCAACAUUGACGACAAGACAAUCCAUGAAAUGUAUCUUUGGCCCUUCCAAGAUGCUGUAAAGGCUGGUACGGUAAACGUCAUGUGCUCAUACAACCGAGUGAACAACAGUUUCGGCUGUUCCAACAGUAAGAACCUAAACGGGCUUUUGAAAACCGAACUAGGUUUCCAGGGAUUCGUCGUAUCUGAUUGGGGCGCCCAACAUGCCGGCGUUGCUACAGCAUUGGCUGGGUUGGACAUGGUGAUGCCGUAUGGCACCGAAUUCUGGGCUGCCAAUCUAGUCCAAGCCGUCACCAACGGAUCGGUUGCGGAGACUAGGCUAGAUGAUAUGGCCACGAGAAUUGUCGCAACGUGGUAUAAGAUGGGCCAGGACAAGGGCUACCCGACUAUCGGCGUUGGCAUGCCAGGCGACCUCUCGGAACCUCACCAGCGAGUCAUCGCAAAGUCGCCGGACGCCAAGCCAAUCCUCUUGCAGGGAGCGAUUGAAAGCCACGUCCUGCUGAAGAACACCAACAACGCACUCCCUCUUAAGUCCCCUAAGCUAAUCUCCUUGUUCGGAUACUCUGCGAAGCCAUUCGAUCAGUAUACGCCUGGAUCUGGCGGCUGGAAUGGCGGACAGCAGCCCCUGGCGCCGCAGGAUGUGCUCGCCGACAGCGAUGGUAACGUUAUUCACACCCAGAUUGCCCUGAACGGCACGUUGGUUACUGGCGGUGGAUCGGGAGCAAACAUGCCAGCAUAUGUCAGCUCUCCCUAUGAUGCGUUGAGCCAACGCGCCUACGAUGACGGUACUAGUCUGUGGUGGGACUUCCACGACAGCAAUCCUGAAGUAGACCAGGCCUCCGACGCUUGCAUCGUUGUGGGUAACGCGUAUGCUUCGGAAAGUUGGGAUAGGCCUGGCCUACACGAUGAUUACACCGAUGCUCUAAUCCAGAACGUUGCCGCGAACUGUAGCAACACAAUCGUGGUCUUCCAUAAUGCCGGUGUCAGACUGGUCGACCAGUUCAUCGACCACCCUAACGUAACAGCACUCAUAUUCGCGCAUCUCCCCGGCCAAGACUCCGGCCGUGCCCUAACCUCGAUCCUGUACGGCGACGUCAACCCUUCGGGCAAAUUACCAUAUUCCGUCCCACGCAACGAGUCCGACUAUGGCAACCUCAAGAACCAGACCUAUCCCGACGGCAUCUACUCGCUCUUCCCGCAAUCCGACUUCACCGAGGGUGUCUACAUCGACUACCGCGCCUUCGACGCCAAGAACAUAUCCCCCCGCUAUGAAUUUGGUUUCGGCCUAAGUUACACCACCUUUGGUUACUCCGGCCUUAAAGUGUCCAAGACCAAGGGCGCUGACACAUCCUCUUACCCGUCCAAGGCGGUCGUCGAGGGCGGCCAGGAGGAUCUUUGGGACAUCAUUGCCACGGUCUCCGCGACGGUCACGAAUACCGGUAAGGUGGCGGGCGCUGAGGCUGCUCAGCUAUACGUCGGAAUCCCCAACGGCCCCGUCAAGCAGCUCCGUGGCUUCGAGAAGCCCGUGCUCAAGCCCGGCCAGUCGGCUACCGUCAACUUCAGCUUGACCAGGCGAGAUCUGAGCACCUGGGAUGUCACUGCGCAGAAGUGGCUCCUGCAGAAGGGCGGAUACAAGAUCUACGUCGGAGCAAGCAGCCGUAACUUACCUUUGACGGGCACCUUGACAAUCUAAAAUCGUCGAGUUAAUUCUCUCCCCUCCGUAAUGUUUAAAAAGAAGAGUCGAUGUGUUAAAGGCAGUUAGCCAGAUUCGAUUAUGGUCUGAUCUGGCAUUUAAUUCUUGGACGCGCGACCCUUUGGAAACAUGAGAUUAUGAUAGAAUAAUAUUACCAUAAUGUUAACCAAA
Messenger RNA from Annulohypoxylon truncatum, 2967 nucleotides. RefSeq names its product glycoside hydrolase family 3 protein. The record is from RefSeq and is a predicted model, not a curated record. Gene Ontology annotation, molecular function: beta-glucosidase activity. The coding region runs from base 370 to 2796 and encodes 808 amino acids. The transcript has 8 exons. Lineage: Eukaryota; Fungi; Ascomycota; Sordariomycetes; Xylariales; Hypoxylaceae. Gene Ontology annotation, biological process: glucan catabolic process.